This is a messenger RNA of Lates calcarifer (barramundi perch), 1878 nucleotides long. It is a transcript of the gene ch25hl1.2, whose product is annotated as cholesterol 25-hydroxylase like 1, tandem duplicate 2. Bases 167 to 1000 code for a protein of 277 amino acids. Lineage: Eukaryota; Metazoa; Chordata; Actinopteri; Centropomidae. The transcript has a single exon. Gene Ontology annotation, molecular function: steroid hydroxylase activity; C-4 methylsterol oxidase activity; iron ion binding. Gene Ontology annotation, biological process: cholesterol metabolic process; sterol biosynthetic process. The record is from RefSeq and is a predicted model, not a curated record.
AUGAAUAAUUUGUUCCAGCCAUCUGUCACUUGAUACCACACAGUGAGAAAAGCACAAGCAGACACUCGUGGGAUAAAGUCUUUACUGUAGUCGCUGUUUCUGUCUAGACUAGAGCAUCUACAUUCCUCAGAUAUUAGGUAUAAGAUUUUGUGAUUUUUGCUUCAGGAUGGAUCUUACAGAUAGCAGUAUUGAUCUUUGGAUAAGAUGCUUAGGAAACAAUUCUUUGCUGCAGCCUCUGUGGGACAGCCUGAGGCUCAACUACAGAGAUUAUUUGAGAUCUCCGCUCUUCCCCGUUGUUCUGACUGUGUCGUCCUAUUUUGUCUUGUGCCUUCCUUUUCUCAUGUGCGACAUCAUGGGGGACAGGUGGGCAUGGGUCCAGCAAUUCAAGAUCCAGCCUAGCCGACGGCCAACAGCCUCUAAGCUGCUGCAUUGUGCAGGUGUCACCCUGUACAACCACGUGUUCCUUGUACUCCCAGCAUCAGUGGCCCAGUGGGUGUGGAGGCCGCCUGUGGACCUGCCGGACCAGGCUCCGUCCCUGCUGGAGCUGAUCGCUGGAGUGAUAGGCAACCUCCUGCUCUUUGACUUCCAGUACUUCAUCUGGCACCUGCUCCAUCACAGGAUCCGCUGGCUGUACGUCACUUUCCACGCCAUCCACCAUGAAUACUCGUCCCCCUUUGCUCUCGCCACUCAGUGUCUCGGCGGCUGGGAGCUGGUCACAGUCGGCUUCUGGACCACCCUUAAUCCUGUGAUCCUGCGAUGCCAUCUUCUCACCACGUGGGCCUUCAUGGUGGUGCACGUCUACGUUUCUAUAGAGGAUCACUGUGGCUAUGAUUUCCCCUGGUCCACAUCACGUCUCAUACCAUUUGGCAUCUACGGAGGGCCCAGCAAGCAUGAUGUGCACCAUCAGAAACCCAACACCAACUUUGCACCACACUUCAGCCACUGGGACAAAAUAUUUGGCACGCAUGCUGAAUUCAGCUUCUGUACCCCUAUGAAAUAGAAGGCUGUUGCACUUUUGCUGGAAGCUAUGGAUAGACACCUGUAUUUUUAAUGUGUCUGUGUUUGUUUAUUCAAAUUAUCUGGAUAUGAAAAUAUAAAGAGGGGUAUGUUCAGGAGAAAUCUACAUUUUCCUUUACACUCAAAUAGAGGCAUGCCACUGUAUUGCAACAAUGUAAGAUGUGUUAAGAGUUUCCUGUAGCUUUUAUGAUAAUGAGCAAAGAAACUAUUAUUUGACCUUUGUGCAAUAUCUAAAUAAGACCUACAUGCAUCCAAGUGUGUCUGGUUUCUUUACACUGAAAGUGAUCCUGAGCUUUAGGCUUAUCUUACAUCCUCAUGUAAAUAAUCCAUCCUUUGAACCACUUUUUUGCACUCUUUACCAGUGUCAUGUUUCAUGUUAUCUAAUCUCAAUUUAUUUAGUUUUGUUUCAUUUCAUUUCAUUGUGUUUUCAAGCAUAGAGACAAAAUCAUUGGAGUACAUUUCCACUUUAAAUUUGCAUAGCAGGGAUAUCAUGAGUUAUAUAAUUCAGUUAUGUACAUUAAUCACACUGAUGUCUACAUAUUGAUAAUUUAGUGACCACUGAGACGGGCCUUGUAGGUUUUUACCUCUUAAGCAAUAAAUGAGCUUAAAUCUGGAUUUCUGUUGUGAUACCAAUGCGUCUUGGAUUUUUUUUUAGGUCAUGUAACCUGAUCAGUAAUCCCAGACUGGCACUGAUACUCUGAAAUGUUUUAUGUACGAGGGACAAGAGGGUAGACGUUAAUUUAUAUAUUCCAGCACUAGAUGCCAGCAAAGCACUACAAUUUCCAUUUUGACUGAACUAAACACACUUUUUUAUUUAACUGCACAAAUAAAUAAAUCACAAAUAAAAGCAAGUAGUUGGCU